Messenger RNA from Microthlaspi erraticum, 91 nucleotides. Lineage: Eukaryota; Viridiplantae; Streptophyta; Magnoliopsida; Brassicales; Brassicaceae. The record is from the annotation of a GenBank genome assembly.
AAUCUCUAGCUGUAACGAUUUGAGGGAUUGUAAAGCCUUAAGCUCUGAAAAACUUGUGAAGCAGCUUGGUCUGAUCAAGGAUGCAAGAUGA